AUGAGUAAAGCCGAUACUUCGGCGGAGGCGGCCUCGCCAACUGUGGCGGUCCACGUGGACCAGUACAAUGAGCCAGACGAGGAGCACACCAAGCUCCUUGAUCCGACAUCGCCCACACCGACGGUAACGCCAUCUGGGCAAAUACGGAAAGUAAAGAGCUUCACAGAUACACACAGAAUCCGCGAUGUGAGUGCAGCUUCUGGUGCAGCAUCAGCCCGAUGUCUCCGUCCUUACGAGCAAGUGACUCCGUAUCCCGAAGGUUCUGAAAGUGGAACUAACCAAUAUGGAGCACCGUCUGUUAGAUCCCUCGCGUCCAUCGGUAUGGGUUGCACAGACGGUCGAAAAAUGGUUAUCAGAAGAGUGCCGACUUCGCCUACAGAGUUGUUCCAUUUAGUACGUCCUCCUACACCCCCAGAUGAGGAUACGGCAUCACACGAAAGCGACUGCAACGAAGAAGAGGAAGAUGACGAGACAGUACACCUAAAGCCCCGACGACCUUUUUGGGCUAAUAAAAUACAGUUCGUAUUGGCCUGCGUCGGUUACUCCGUUGGGCUAGGCAAUGUUUGGCGCUUCCCAUAUUUAUGCUACAAAAGUGGUGGCGGUGCAUUCCUGAUACCCUACUUCAUAAUACUACUAGUGUGCGGCGUACCCAUGCUCUUUAUGGAAUUAGCUGUGGGCCAAUAUACAGCACACGGCCCCAUUGGUGCGCUAUCACAAAUAUGUCCUCUAUUUAAAGGUGCGGGUCUUGCAAGCGUGAUGAUCUCCUUUUUAAUGUCCACGUAUUAUGCAGUAAUAAUUGCCUGGGCCAUAUAUUACUUCUUUACCUCCUUUAAAUCAGAGGUACCAUGGGCCAGUUGUUCUAACCGAUGGAACACUGCACAAUGUUGGGUUCCGUUCCAUAAUCAUACCAAACCGAACGGAUCGCAAACACCCACCGAACAGUUCUUUGAGAAAAAGGUUUUAAAUAUGAGUGAUGGAAUUGAAUUUCCUGGUGGAAUGAGAUGGGAAUUAGCGGCAUGUUUAGUCUGCGCGUGGGUAUUAGUGUACUUCGCACUUUGGAAAAGUAUCAAGUCCUCUGCGAAAGUUCGUUAUAUCACCACUACGCUACCAUUUCUCUUGAUAAUUGUCUUCCUUGGAAGAUCUUUAACAUUGGAUGGCGCCGAUAAAGGGCUCAGAUUCUUCUUCAAACCGGACUGGGAACUACUUAAGCAAUCAAGACCUUGGGUGAAUGCCGCAUCUCAAAUUUUCAACUCAAUCGGAAUAGCUUUUGGUUCUAUGAUAAUGUUCGCGUCGUACAACCGAUUUGACAAUAAUUUUCUUCAUGAUACUGUAGCCGUAUCUUUGGUAAAUGCUAUUACGAGCCUCAUAGUGGGAAUUUUUACAUUUGCUACUAUUGGAAAUAUAGCGUUCGAACAGAAUACUGGCGUCAAAGACGUAAUUGCCGACAGUCCUGGUUUAUUAUUUGUCGUAUAUCCACAAGCAAUAGCGAAGAUGCCAGCGCCGCAAUUAUGGGCGGUAUUAUUCUUCUUUAUGUUUUUAUGUUUAGGUCUCAAUAGCCAGUUUGCUAUUGUUGAAGUUGUUGUAACAUCCAUACAAGACGGGUUUCCAGAUAUGAUAAGAAAAAGGCUUGUAUACCAUGAACUGCUCGUCCUUUGUGUGUGCAUGGUUUCAUUAAUAUUUGGAAUACCACACAUAGUACGAAGCGGUAUAUAUGUGUUUCAACUUAUGGAUUACUACGCAGCCUCACUUAGCAUUACAUAUUUAGCCUUUUUUGAAGUUGUUGCCAUUGCUUGGUUUUAUGGAGUGGGGAGAUUAUCACGAAACAUCAAACAAAUGACAGGUCGUCGUCCUUCUCUAUAUUUCCGCUUUUGUUGGCUAGUGGCUUCACCAGCACUGCUAUUAGCACUUUGGGUGGCCAGCCUUGUGGAUUACACUCCGCCUACUUAUCGACAAUACCAAUACCCUGCAUGGGCGCAAUUUCUUGGCUGGACAAUAGCUUCAAUGUCGUUACUAUGUAUUCCUGUAUACGCCGUUGUCGUAAUUAUAAGAUCACCAGGAAAUAGUUGGAGAGAAAAACUCCGUAAUUCAAUACGGCCAACAUUUAUGUGUGACUGUGGCGUCAACGGUUGCGACAUAUGCUGUUCGGAAUCUGAACCCCCGGAUGACAAAACAACCAUAAAC
This is a messenger RNA of Iphiclides podalirius (scarce swallowtail), 2181 nucleotides long. The record is from the annotation of a GenBank genome assembly. NCBI's taxonomy places the organism in Eukaryota, Metazoa, Arthropoda, Insecta, Lepidoptera, Papilionidae.